AUGGAUAAAUAAGUAUAAAGUGAAUGCAGUAAAGUUUUGAAAUAGCUGCUUAAGUUACCAGAAUCAUAUCCUUUUAGAGAACCAGUCGAUUAUGAAUAAUUAUAGUUAUUUGAUUACCCUGAUAUUAUAAAAAAUCCUAUGGAUUUAGGCACGAUAGAAUAAAACUUAAAAGCAAAAAAAUAUAAAUAGCCUAAAGACUUCUUUGAUGACAUAUUUUUAGUGUGGAAUAAUUGUAAAAUGUACAAUCAAGAUGGAUCUAACAUUUAUUAGUAAGCUUUAAAUAUGGAAAAAGCUACUAAUGCUGCUAAAUAUGCUUUUGAAUAGUCCUUAAAAAAGCUAAAUUAAACCUAAGCACAAGCAACAUAAAACCAAUCUUCUUCAGCUGGCAUAGCUGGUAAGUAAAAAAAGACAGAAAAAUCAGUUAGUUCAUCUAUAAUUAAAAAGAAAAUCCAUAAAAACAAAGAAGGAAGCAGUAGCAUUACAGUAAAUACUAAUACAAACGUGAAUGUAGCAUCAGGAAAUAAUAAUAAUGGAAAUAACAAUAAUACUUAAUAUUAACAAUAAUAAAAUGUCUAGAGUGUAUAAUAUAGUAAAAAAGAAAGGCAACCACCUGUCAAUAAAAAUGAAUAAUAGUAAGAAAAAUAUGCUAAUUAGCAAGAAAGAAAAUAUGCUCAUAUAUCACUUAGAUUAAAUUUAGCUUUUAAAUUAAAAAAUGCUACAGAAGAUAAGUUAGUAAAUUUAUUUGCUAUGCUUGCAGAAAAACACCCUGAAACACUUUCAAAUAUAGAAAAUAGAGAACAAAAGCUCUCUAUGAAUUUGACCUAGUUACCUGAUCAAACUAUUUAAAAUAUGAUAGCAGCAUUAGAAUUCAAAGAUUGA
This is a messenger RNA of Tetrahymena thermophila SB210, 879 nucleotides long. RefSeq names its product bromodomain protein. Gene Ontology annotation, biological process: chromatin remodeling; regulation of DNA-templated transcription. Gene Ontology annotation, cellular component: chromatin; nucleus. The transcript has a single exon. The record is from RefSeq and is a predicted model, not a curated record. NCBI's taxonomy places the organism in Eukaryota, Ciliophora, Oligohymenophorea, Hymenostomatida, Tetrahymenidae.